AUGACUUCGACACCGGAUUCUAAGCGACGCGACGCCCGGCCUCACAAGCGGAAGCGAGACCCGACGGACGCGGAUCGACACAUCAAGGCUCGACAAAAACGCAUGAAGAACCAGAAGAAUGAAACUGAGGGACUGCUCAGCAGUCCAAAGGCUGGCAAGGUUCGAAACGGGGAGGAUUCUCUGCCUGGAACCCCUGCGGCUCAACCAGGAACCCUAAGCCAGGGGCUCCUCCACCGUCCCACGACGACUUCCCAAUUGAAGGCCGAAGAUUCACAUGAGACGGGCUGGACGGUCUCGAAGCCUCUAGGCGGGAGGAUAGAAGAUAUUGAUCCUAUUUUGACUGCGGACGAAAGAUACCUGAUCCUGGCGUACACAACCUCUAUCCAGGUGUAUACCACUGCCGAUUCACUCCUCAUACGCCGAAUCCCCAUAAAGCCACCGCAUAAUGAUGGAUUCGCGAUAGUUGCAGCCCGCCUUUCGUCGCAGAACGCCAAUAAUAUAUGGGUCGCUUGCUCCGAUGGCCGCCUGUGGUUGAUAGACUGGACGGUUGGCUCGGUACUGCGUGAGCCGGUACUGACCAAGUCUCACACCGCUGUAGAUAUGGUAACCAUAUCCCUCAGGAUUGCAAAGAACCAGCGCGAAUUUCUAGUUGUUUCGGAGCACACGAAAGAUGGGCGGAACACCCUUGUCGCAUACAACUAUCAGAGUACGGAUGAGACCAAAGUGAGCAACGUCCUGGUAGCGUUGUCCCAUUCGGGGAAGACGAUGCAUAGCCUCAAAUCUGUCAACGAUUCGCGAGUCUUGCUGGCCGCGUCCGACACGUCUCUUAUUGUGGGCGUUGCGAGCGGCAAGUUCACCUCGUUCUCCGACCUGUCGUUCUCAUUCUACCAUUUCGAAACAAGCGAUAUCAUAACCGCACUCGACGCACGGGUUUCAGCCACAACCAAGCUACCGGCCCAGGGCCGUCGUGCGAUGAUUGAGAAGUCCAAAGCAGCUAGGAACCCAAACACGCCGAUUGUCGACGUUAUUGUCGGUGGAGCGCGGGGUCCUAUCUACUACUACAAUGAUCUGAUAGCGAAGCUGGAAGUCAUGGAUAGUGAGGAGUCUGGUCAAGAUGCCUUGGUGGCGAGGAAAUACCACUGGCACCGUCGGGCUGUCCAUGCCCUCAAGUGGUCUCGUGAUGGCAACUAUAUGAUAUCCGGAGGCUCGGAGCAGACCUUGGUAAUUUGGCAGAUGGACACGGCUAAGAUGAGCUUCUUGCCUCACCUUGCGGGAGUCGUUGAGAAUCUUGUUGUCUCUGAUAGCGGGGCGUCGUAUAUUGUUCACCUGGAUGACAAUUCAACUAUGGUCCUAUCGACUGCGGAGCUCGAACCCACGGUUUAUGUUUCGGGGAUUCAGUCCGUCACGCGUAAUUCUCGACCUUCCAAGGAUCAAUGGGUUUCUCGGGUUUCGACAGAAGGUGACAUGCCCACAUCUAUUCCAGCAGCACUUCACCCAGAAAUCCCCGACCGGCUGUAUCUUUGCGUGGGAGGCGGAAACCAGGCAACACUGUCAGGCGAUACUAUUUCGGCUCCUUUCCUUCAAACGGUUGACCUUGAGUCGUUCAGGAGUGUCUCAAAGCAGGCAAUCGCAAGGACACACCCAUCGGAUGCCAACUUCACAUCUCAAGGAGAGGCUAUCACAGAUCCGCAAGUCAGCCACAUCGCCUUCUCUCAUGAUGGAAAGUGGCUAGCCACAGUAGAUGAAUGGAAGCCGUUCCAGAAGGACGGCUUAAAUCUCAGCGAGGACCAGGAACGAACACUCUCUCGUGACAAGCGAGAGAUUUACCUGAAAUUCUGGGAAGCAGGUGGGAGCGCAGAGAAUGCCGACAGCUUUGCUCUUGUUUCGCGCAUCAACUCGCCUCACGUCACCAGCAAGCCGGAGGCAGUAUUUGACCUUGCGUCCGAUCCAACCUCGACGAGAUUUGCGACAAUCGGCAAUGAUGGUCUCGCUAGGAUCUGGCGUCCCAAGGUUCGACAACAGGAUGGCCUUGCGGUGACCAAGAAGAAUGAUGGCAAUGCCCUUCAUACGUGGUCCUGCACGCAUAUGAUUCCUCUCGGUGAUCAACUCGCUGUCGAGAGUGCUGGGGCCGCUCCAGCAGCCAAGAAUCAGGGCCGUAUUGCGUUCUCUGAGGACGGCUCUACUCUCUUUGUUGCCUACGGCUCUGCGGAUGACGGCAAUUUGUAUGUCAUUGAUGCUCGAUCCGGAGAUGUCAAGGGAGUGCUUGAUGACCUCUGGUUGGGUACCCUACGCGGCUUACACGUGCUCUCGCCAUACAUUAUCAUUCUCUCAGAUAUGCUCCAGGUCUACGAUGUGGUGGCGGACGAUCUAUGCUACGGAAUGCCUCUAACAAUCACUUCCAAGGAGCGUGGGGCCGAGGAUGCCAUCCAUAUCGGGGUGGAUUCAAAGAGCCGUCACUUUGCUUUGACGAUGCCUAUCCCAACGGGCACGGAGAUCUGCCUCUUUAGCCCCGAGAGUCCAGUCCCGGUUCUUCUCAGAAAGAUCCCUAGCUGGGUAUUAAGUCUGGUGACCAGCCCACACUCGAGUGGGUUUAUCAUCCUCGACGAUCAUGCCCAAUUGCGCACCAUCGCCGAGGGCACCGACACGGGCGCCCUUGCGGUCGCGAAGCCCCUAGAGGAGAUGCGACUUGACACAAUCGAGGUGACGGAAGGCGAUGCCAAGCCGUUGGCACUCGGCGAAAUGUUCGAGGUCAGCGACGAUGAGGAAGACGAAGAAGGAAACGCUGACGGCAUGGACGUGGACUCAGAAGACGAGGCAGCUCACCCAGCCGUUGUCAACCAGCCUCGGUUGGCGGCGAUCUUCGACGCAGCUCCCGCAUUCGCGAUGCCCGCGAUCGAGGAUGUAUUCUACAAGGUUGCCGGACUGCUCGCCACGAAGAAAGUCGAGCCGACCUCUGCAUGA
This is a messenger RNA of Scedosporium apiospermum, 2961 nucleotides long. Its product is annotated as WD domain-containing protein. Gene Ontology annotation, biological process: positive regulation of rRNA processing; positive regulation of transcription by RNA polymerase I. NCBI's taxonomy places the organism in Eukaryota, Fungi, Ascomycota, Sordariomycetes, Microascales, Microascaceae. Gene Ontology annotation, cellular component: nucleolus. The record is from RefSeq and is a predicted model, not a curated record. The transcript is spliced from 3 exons. The coding region runs from base 1 to 2961 and encodes 986 amino acids. Gene Ontology annotation, molecular function: RNA binding; protein binding.